Molecule: messenger RNA, 1572 nt
Organism: Acanthosepion pharaonis
Lineage: Eukaryota; Metazoa; Mollusca; Cephalopoda; Sepiida; Sepiidae
Source: the annotation of a GenBank genome assembly
AUGUCUUCAAUCGCGAACAAAACGGAUCAUUUCAUCAUUUAUGAUUUAAUUCGACGGCUUUUGUGCUUGACUUUUUGUUACUUUUAUUACUUCGUUUAUUUCUUUGCUUCCUUCCUCCGUUGCUAUAUUUCUUUGCUUCCUUCCUCCGUUGCUAUAUUUCUUUGCUUCCUUCCUCCGUUGCUAUAUUUCUUUGCUUCCUUCCUCCGUUGCUAUAUUUCUUUGCUUCCUCCCUCCGUUGCUAUAUUUCUUUGCUUCCUCCCUCCGUUGCUAUAUUUCUUUGCUUCCUUCCUCCGUUGCUAUAUUUCUUUGCUUCCUUCCUCCGUUGCUAUAUUUCUUUGCUUCCUUCCUCCGUUGCUGUAUUCCUUUGCUUCCUCCCUACGUUGCUGUAUUCUUUUGCUUCCUCCCUCCGUUGCUCUAUUUCUUUGCUUCCUUCCUUCUUUGCUCUGUUUCUUUGCUUCCUUCCUUCUUUGCUCUGUUUCUUUGCUUCCUUCCUUCUUUGCUCUAUUUCUUUGCUUCCUUCCUUCUUUGCUCUAUUCCUUUGCUUCCUUCCUUCUUUGCUCUAUUCCUUUGCUUCCUUUCUUCUUUGCUCUAUUUCUUUGCUUCCUUUCUUCUUUGCUCUUUUUCCUCCUUUGCUUUUUUUCUUUGCCUCUUGCUAUUUCUUUGCUUCCUUUCUUCUUUUGCUCUAUUUCUUUGCUUCCUCCUUUCUUCUUUGCUCUAUUUUUUUGCUUCCUUUCUUCUUUGCUCUAUUACUUUGCUUCCUUUCUUCUUUGCUCUUGCCUAUUUUCUUUUGCUUCCUUCCUCCGUUGCUAUAUUUCUUUGCUUCCUUCCUCCGUUGCUAUAUUUCUUUGCUUCCUUUCUUCUUUGCUCUAUUUCUUUGCUUCCUUUCUUCUUUUUGCUCUAUUACUUUGCUUCCUUUCUUCUUUGCUCUGUUUCUUUGCUUCCUUCCUUCCUUGCUGUGUUGUUUCUUCCUUCCUUCCUUUCCUUCCUUGUCCCCCCUCCCUACGUUGCUGUAUUCCUUUGCUUCCUCCCUCCGUUGCUAUAUUUCUUUGCUUCCUCCCUCCGUUGCUAUAUUUCUUUGCUUCCUCCCUCCGUUGCUAUAUUUCUUUGCUUCCUUUCUUCUUUGCUCUGUUUCUUUGCUUCCUUCCUUCUUUGCUCUGUUUCUUUGCUCUGUUUCUUUGCUUCCUUCCUUCCUUUGCUUCCUUCCUUCUUUGCUCUGUUUCUUUGCUUCCUUCCUUCUUUGCUCUGUUUCUUUGCCUCCUUCCUUCUUUGCUCUAUUUCUUUGCUUCCUUUCUUCUUUGCUCUAUUUCUUUGCUUCCUUUCUUCUUUGCUCUAUUUCUUUGCUUCCUUUCUUCUUUGCUCUAUUUCUUUGCUUCCUUUCUUCUUUGCUCUAUUUCUUUGCUUCCUUUCUUCUUUGCUCUAUUUCUUUGCUUCCUUUCUUCUUUGCUCUAUUUCUUUGCUUCCUUUCUUCUUUGCUCUAUUUCUUUGCUUCCUUUCUUCUUUGCUCUAUUUCUUUGCUUCCUUUCAUAUCUUUCUUUACAUUAUCGUAUUCCCUUCCUUCCAUUUUCUCACUGA